UCAUGUGAUGGUAAGGUAGUGUUCGCCAGGCCUUAUCCUUUGGGUUCUCUUACAGAGAAGUAGCGAUGGCGUCUCUGGUGGUGGGUUCAGCAGCUCCUCCACUGUCCUCUCAAUUCCUCAAGCCCUCUUCUUCUCGUCUGUCGUUCUCUCGUUCUGAAACCCUAACUUUCUCUCCCUUCUCUCCGAUUCCUUCCCUCUCUGCCUCUCCCAUGUCUUCUCUUUCACCCGUUCCCUCUGUGUAUUGUGGUAGAGGCGACAAGAAAACCGCAAAGGGCAAGCGCUUCAAUCACUCCUUCGGAAAUGAAAAAGACCAACAAAUGAGGAAUUUGAGGGUGGGGUUGGAAUUCAUCGGUACGUGGCAAUGACUUUACCUAAUCAUGCCAUAGAGAUAGCUGAUCCUUCCCUGCUACCUGAAGAAGAAGGUGAGGAUAGAGAUAUAUAGGCGGUGGAGAGAGCAAUGAGAGAAAAUCGAAGGAGGAGGGUAAUGGAGGAUUGCUUGAGUUCAUUGAUGUAAGUGGGAGUGUCUUGCUCUCCAAAUCUACCAUCGCAAAGGCUGCGGACUAUAACCGAGGUUGUUAACAAACUCCAAGCAAUUAAGAAAUUGUACAUAUCCAAAUAGGUAUUAACUAUUAAGAGAAAUUAAUUAAAUUAUUAAUAUUAAUAUUCAGUAUCCACUCUUUA
This is a messenger RNA of Prosopis cineraria, 681 nucleotides long. RefSeq names its product 30S ribosomal protein S31, chloroplastic. The transcript is spliced from 3 exons. The record is from RefSeq and is a predicted model, not a curated record. Gene Ontology annotation, cellular component: plastid; ribosome. Gene Ontology annotation, biological process: plastid translation. NCBI's taxonomy places the organism in Eukaryota, Viridiplantae, Streptophyta, Magnoliopsida, Fabales, Fabaceae. The coding region runs from base 66 to 365 and encodes 99 amino acids.